CAGAAAGUAGCAUUUUUAAAGUUCACAAACUGAGGUGAUGACGUCCUUAAAGUACAUCCUUCGGCUUGACACGAUAAAUGCAUUUUUUCGGUCGUAUUGUUGAGAUUCUAGAGGAGAUAAGUAGUAUCUGGAAAACCCUUAAAAUCACACAGAGGAACCUGUGUAGAAGUUGUGUAAAGUUUUACGUGCCAAAAUAACAAACAACUGAUUGCAGAUUCUUUGGAAUCGUUCAACCAUAACAUCACCACGUCGUUAAUACAUUAAUAUUUCGUGGAGCUAAUAUUGUACAUUCAUCUUUUUUUUUCAAUAUAUCGAUCUACUCGACAGACAUGGAAAAACUAGUGUGCGUGUUUCUACUUUCACUUUUCCUGUGCACCUCGUGUGAAACAUGUGAUGGGGAUUCAAGUCAAUGUGAUGGCGAUUCAAAAGAAGAAGGCUGUGGGUGUAAAGUUAACCGUGACUCUACUAAAUACUCAAGCAAUGAACAUAAUGAAAAGGCAGAUGAACAACAUGUAAACAUUCCAUCUGAUAUACCCCGAACAAAUGAGAUGUUGUUCAUAGAACGGGGGACUUUUACUAUGGGGACUGAUGAACCAGUUUUUCCAGUAGACGGGGAAGGUCCAGCAAGGAAAGUCACAGUGUAUGGAUUCUAUCUGGAUAAACAUGAAGUCAGUAACGCCGAGUUUCAAAGAUUUGUAGCAGAAACAAAAUAUGUGACGGAGGCAGAAAGUUUUGGAAAUUCCUUUUGCUUGGAGAAUUAUGUCAGUGAAGAAGUUUUAAAAAAUGUCACUCAAUCGGUAGCUGCUGCCCCCUGGUGGGUCCCAAUAAACGGCGCUGACUGGAGGCACCCCAAUGGACCAGAUUCUUCCAUCAAAGACAUAAUGGAUCACCCUGUUGUACAUGUGUCAUGGAAUGAUGCUGUCAAAUACUGUGAGUGGGCGGGGAAACGACUGCCGACAGAAGCAGAGUUUGAGCGUGCUUGUAAAGGCAAUCUCAAAUCAAGACUUUUCCCAUGGGGAAAUAAGGAAGAACCUAAAGGGAAACAUUGGAUGAAUAUCUGGCAUGGGAAAUUUCCCUCUGAGAACACAGCAAACGAUGGCUAUCAUACCACAGCCCCAGUUACAGAAUUUCCAGAACAAAAUAUAUUUGGUGUUAAAAACAUCAUAGGAAAUGUUUGGGAGUGGACACAAGAUUGGUGGGAGACCAAGUUUACCCCCACCCCAAAGAAAAACCCUAAGGGACCACGUUUUGGAACAGACAAAGUAAAGAAAGGAGGCUCUUAUAUGUGCCAUAAAAACUACUGCUAUCGCUAUAGAUGUGACGCUAGGAGUCAGAAUACACCGGACAGCUCGGCGGUCAAUUUAGGCUUCCGUUGCGCAAUGAGUUUUUCGGGGGUUGCAGCGAGAAGAUAUUCCCGAUCUGCUCGGUACAGGUCUUACUACUCUGGCUCAAGCACAGAGGAGGACAAUACAGAGGCGAUCAUUGUUGUUUGCUCAAUUUUGGGGUUUUUCGCUAUAGUCACCAUUGUGUUGCUUCUACGCACCAAAUAUUGCCCCUUUUGGUCCCCAAAGGAAGCUAUUUCAGACUGUACCAGCGACUGGAAAUGCUGCAGAACCGAGGAGAAAAACGAAAGAAAAAUGCACGUCUCCGCGGUCUCCCCAACUGUACAACUCAAAGAAAAGGAAAAACGAAAGUCAAAUUGGGCGCCAAUCAAAAGGCACAUGUCGGACUUAAAAAUAGUCAUGCAAACCCCUAAACCAGUUCUUUUAAAGAGGGAGUCAAAGGAAUUAGAAAAGAACAUUUCUCUAUAUGAAUCGAACCCGAUGCAUUACCGCAAUUUCAUGGAACCGCCGCCUGCGUAUGAAUACCUUGACCCACCGCCUGAAACCAAGAAGCAAGACGAUUCAGAUUUUCUUCAGAAUCGCCAAAGAAUCAGUAGAAUCAGUAGGACGAUAUCAGCAUUACGUAUAGAGAAGGUCAGAGAAGAGGCGAAGAACUCACAGGAAAAAUUCGCCCCAAACGGUCGGCGGUUGAAGCGCGUCCACUCAGCACUAUAAACAAGAUUGCAACACCAACUAGAGACACUAACUUGAAUUUGAGACUUUAACUAAACGGUUGCAAAUCCCAUUAGUAGUUAUGCAGAUUAUUGCAUUUAUAAAUCCAUGUUAUUAAUAUUGUACAUCUGCUCAUAGCUUUUAUGCAAAGAACACAGUCAUUUAUUUUAGGAAUUUCCAAGCCUGACAACAAAAUAAAACACACGGGUACUUACAUAAGAUAUGCAAUUACGUGCUUGCUUCUUUUUAUUAAAAAAGUGAGAAAAAUGGGCAUAUUAAAUGAACUUACUGAGUUGAUUUUGAAGAAUUAUUUUGCAUACUUAAGUGUAUGAAUCAAAGUGACAUUUGAUUGUUGAUCGUGAUUGCCGAUUUACUGUCUGUUUUAAUAAUUGUUGCAUAAUCGAUUCAUAUGCUUGUACAUAAUUAAAGUUUAAAAUGUGAAGUUAAUAAUAUUAGAAAUCCAUACUAGUAUGCAACUUAUGCAUAUUCUUUAAUGUCGAAUAAUAACUUCAAUUUUUUCAGUUCUAACCCCCAACCCCUCCCCGCUCUCAAAUUACUUCGCCGUCCAAUGAAUUUAAAGAAUACUUACUUAAAUUACUGAUGUUCUAUUCACUGUAAAUCUUGUUCAAUAUCGUAUACAUAAAACAACGUAGAAUAAACAAAAAUUAAAAUCUUCAUUGCAUUUAUUAAAGAUCAUUCACUUAUUUGUUCAUAUACAUGCAACAUAUUUGGCCAAAUACAUGAAAGAACAUAAAUACAUGUAUAAUAUUGGAGAGUUAUUGCAAUGUUAAACACAUUGCAACAGUGUGCAGGUAGACAUGGGUAGCAGGCGUUGUUUACAACAACAACCAAUAAAUAGCACAAAAAUGAUGAUAGCACAAUACUGGACGGAGAGCUGGACGAUGUCGAUUCAAACUUUCUCAUGUUUCAAUCUAGAGACUGAGACGUUCGAGAUCUGAACAAGUAAACAACAUAAUAUAUUUGGUAUAUUUCUUCCUUCAAAUUGUCCGAGAUCUGAACAAGUAAACAACAUCUAUUUGGUAUUUCUUCCUUCAAAUUGGUGCCGAGACCAGGAUUUUAUUAAAGUGUAAAAAAUAAACGGAAAAAAUGGUUUAAUAUAAACCAUCAUUAUUCGUGGGUUACAAUGUCUAUAACAAAACCUUCAAAAUUAGCUCGGUAUAAUUUUUUUUCUAAUCACCCGUACUUUCCUUAUCAUGCAUUAAUAUUGUAAAAAUUAUAACGUACAAUUUUUCAACCCUUCCCGUGUAUAUUCUUAAUUAGAUUAUGAAUUAUCAUGAAAGUUUGAAAUCACGGGUAUCGAAGCAAGUGCAUCGAUGGGUGAAAAAAAGAAGUAAGAAUA
Molecule: messenger RNA, 3414 nt
Organism: Magallana angulata
Lineage: Eukaryota; Metazoa; Mollusca; Bivalvia; Ostreida; Ostreidae
Product: formylglycine-generating enzyme-like
Exons: 11
Coding region: 330-2057 (575 amino acids)
Cellular component (GO): endoplasmic reticulum
Source: RefSeq, a predicted model, not a curated record